GUUCACACCCUGGACCUCUUUUUGCGAUAAGCGUAUGAAUCCACAGACCAGUGUAUCAAUAGCCAGUGGCGCAUGCGGGCGUCAGAAUCUCCCACGAGGGGCCUCGCGCAUGGCCGAGACAAAUUCCGAAGUGGCCACGCACUUGCGUUGAUACUCAUUCAUUUGUUUGAUAACGUUCAAAAGUUGCAUCAAACUCGAGCCACGGACCCUGGUUCUGCCACGCAUCAAACCCACUAGCACGCUCGGUGGACAGAAGCUUCCGCAGCUGAACUUGAUGCUCUUUCUUCACUCACAAGCAGCAAAGAUUCACUUUGGCUUGGCUUCAUACAUUCCGUGGAGUUGACCGCACGCGGCAUCUAUGGCUGCACCAAACGAAUUCCUGAGGAGACCACACGCAUUUAGCUUUCUCAUACACAUUAAUUGAGUCCUGGGACAGUCCUAUACCUGUAAGACCAGGAUAUCCCUUUCUGGCUCAAGGUCCGCUGCAGCAAUCAAGCACAGCCAGAGCCAUCCUUGGUUUGCCUGGUUGCUCGGCAAUCGUCGUCUCUUACAGCAAAUUUCUCUACGGCAUUCUCCUCGAGCCGCUCAAAACCACCAUCGACACCGCGAGCUGACCAAACGCACAUAUGCGACAACGUGUGGCGUUGCAUGAGCAGCUGCCUUUGAGCCCUCCCUUAUCCACCUGUGUUGUAGGGAAGGAGGUUGACAUGAUACAAAUGCUGUACAUUAAAGGGCCGUUCCUUGAUCAGUUGAACAAGGGAGUCGGCAUGCUCGUGUGUAUCCGUUCUGCCUGCACCCGGAGAGCAAGGGGCUGGAUGUGUACCACUCUGUUGUUCUCUACCUACCCUUGAGCAUCAGGUAAGCAAUCCAUAUUCGGCGUCCCGUUUUCUCAAUCCUGCAGUGGUGAAGGCCACAGAGAUCCAGGUGGGUUUCUCCCACGAAGCAGCUGUCUGACAGCCACAGCCGACCUCCGAUCGAGCAGCGCAAAAGAAUCCUGGAAGGGGUAUAUGCGAUUCGUCGGGACCUGACAACAUAUAAACGGGACAAGCAACAGUUGCGAAAGGCUGGCAGUGAACCACUUCCUUCGCACCAGAACGUUCCUUUCUUCUGGAAAGGGUGAGUGGAGAGAAAACACCAAGUUGACCUGCGAGAUGCAAAACCAACAUGUACGCACUCUCUUGCAUGGGCAGCGGGUGUCCGGCGGAGCUGUCAUGAUGCGUGCCUGUGGAUGUUCGCGUGUGAGCUUUUCGAUGCCCGGCAGGAUUCCAAUCGUCGAGACGUUCAACCUACCAGCAAGCAAAGGGCUCGUAUGGCAGAGAGGAGCUAUCUCUCGUCGCUCACGUGCGGACCUUCUGGAGGAGAAGUUGAAUACAUCUGGAUCUGAACGAACAGACACCCUCAGACGCGCGCCAACAGAAGGAUGUGAGCUACCUGUAUCUCUCAGCUUGUCAGGUAGCUGACCUGUGAGCAGCUUGAGCGCGUCGAAGACCUUGGGGUUGGCCAGAGGCUCGCCCAUACCCAUGAACGACACUGUGUCAACCUUCUGUCCCAAAUGCAUGAAGUACAGAACCUGAAACAUCAAGUGCGCCAUCAGUAGAUGGCACAUAUUCUGACGGUGUCUUUCCUCUUUUUUUUUGGCCUGACCCUUGACCUGGUCAGUAAUCUCAUCGGCUGUCAGCUGCCUUUUCAGACCAAUUUUGCCUGAGGAGUCCACAAGAUUUCAUGGAGGACAAGUCGUUAUGACUGACAGUCUACCCACCUGUAGCACAGAAGCUGCAACUAAAUGCACAGCCAGCCUGCGAGGAAACAAACGUGAGUGGGACAGCAUCGGGUUGCGUAUCCCUGCCUGCCUAUCGCCAGCCGUGGAUCACCUACCUGACUCGAUAUGCAGAGAGACCGAUGGGAGUGGAAGUCGAGAGAUACCGCUUCGAUCCGGACCCCGUCACGACACUCAAACAGCACCUUGUGAGCAAAAUCACCCUUCACCUCCUUGACAGGCUUGAGUGAAAGAAAUGGCCCGCUGAAGUGGCUUGUGAGGGCAUAUCGCAGCUUCCGAGGCAGCACCUUCAUGUGCAUGAAGUCGCUGUAGUGGCUCUUGUAGGCCAGCUCCAAGAUCUGCCGGGUGCGGUAGGCCUCGAACCCCAGCUGAUCCACAACCUCUGCCACCUGCCUCAGACGCGGGCUGCACUGCAACGCCAUCGCUGGAGCCUCGGUGAUGCUGAACAGACAGACACAGACAGACAGACAGGCACCCAUCCAUCCAUCACGAGUGUGCAGUGCUGUCUGUUCAGUGUGAGGAGUGAGUGUGUCAGAUCUACAGUGAAUGGUGCUUCUGUGUUGGAGAGAGACCGAGGAGGUGGAAUGUCAGCGUGAAACCCAUCUCUUUUGAGGGCCCGACUCGAACCCCUAGCUGUCCGAAUCCCAUCCGUUCCCUCGCAGGCUGGCUGCACUUUCGAGUUGUGUUUAACGAGCCUCGUGGCUGUAACCUCCGAGUCUUUUUGCGAGUCCGAUUCAUG
This is a messenger RNA of Vitrella brassicaformis, 2516 nucleotides long. The record is from the annotation of a GenBank genome assembly. Lineage: Eukaryota; Vitrellaceae.